Molecule: messenger RNA, 161 nt
Organism: Racocetra persica
Lineage: Eukaryota; Fungi; Glomeromycota; Glomeromycetes; Diversisporales; Gigasporaceae
Source: the annotation of a GenBank genome assembly
GUGCAUUCGAUAAGAAUUAUGAUAUUGUUUUUCUUGAGGAUGCGACUGCUACGGAUACUGAAGAGAUGCAUAAGGCAACUUUAUUGAACAUCGAAUAUGGUUGGGGAAUAGUUACCACUGUUAAAAAUACUAUUAAAUGGCUUUCUACAAUAAAGUCUUGA